Molecule: messenger RNA, 1141 nt
Organism: Moneuplotes crassus
Lineage: Eukaryota; Ciliophora; Spirotrichea; Euplotida; Euplotidae
Source: the annotation of a GenBank genome assembly
AUGCAAAAAGUAUUCAAAAUCGAAAGAAUCGAUUCAAACAUCGAGUUUAAGAAUAGAAACAAGACUGCUUUAAAAAGGCGCAGAAAAACAAGAAAUAACAAGAAAUCUAAGCCUGCCCUCUCAACUAGCACUCUUCAGAAGAUGAUCAAGAAGCAAACACAACUUCAUAACGAGGAAAAAGAAUUACUUCAGAAACGGGAAAGAAGUAAACUGACAGUUUAUGAAAGACCUAUCCAGGACGAAGAAACAGCUAAAGGUACACCAGAAAUAGAGGUGAAGAAGGAUGAUAUUACUGAGACUAUUGAGACUAAUGAAAGUCUAUCCCUCACGAAUCAGAUAGAUGAAGCCCCACAGGAAUUUAAUCCUAUGACGUUGAUAUCUCCUAUGGACCAAGGAAUCAUCCAAUCCUUGCAAUUUAAUGAUUUUGUAUCUGAUGAUCUCCUAAGGAUUAAAGAGAAUGGUCCUAAGAAUCUGUUGCCACCUUCUACUGCGGACAUACCAGAGUAUUGCCUGGUCCUAGAUCUGGAUGAGACACUUGUUCACUGUAGCAUCGCUCCUUUCGAAGGGUGUGACGAAGUUUUAAAUAACAUCUAUAUUUCAUACCGCCCCUAUUUACUUGAAUUUCUGGAGAGAGUCAGCCAAUUUUUUGAAGUUGUUGUUUUCACUGCUUCCGAAUCUCCUUAUGCUAACAUGGUGAUAGAUAGGUUUGACCCAGACCAGAAGUACAUCCAUCACCGGCUUUAUAGGGAGUCAUGACUUGAAGUAUGUGGGAAUUACAUCAAAGACCUAACUUGUCUUGGAAGAGACCUCAAUAAGACGAUGAUAGUUGAUAAUAGCAUGGUAUCCUUCAUGCUUAAUUUGGAAAGUGCGAUCCCGAUAGAAAGCUAUCAAGGCAACAAACAGGAUACCGAGUUAUACAAAUUGGUGGAAAUAAUGGCUACUGCUAUCAGUUCUACCUCCUCAAACUCUGAUAAAGCUCCUGAUUCAUCAGCUCAGUUUAAACUAAAUCUAAGGGACUACAUUGCUUCCGUCUAUAGGAUGGAAGACAGGUUCUCUUUUUGGAGACACCAAAUGAAUAACGGAUUUGAGGAUGUCCACUAUCAUCUUCAAGCUAAUUUGUCCUAAUAAAUUUUCUCAUUCA